UGGAACCUCCAAAGAAAUGAAGGAAAAACAGCAGAGCAAUAAGAAAAAAAAACAUCUUUAAAGAGGAAGAAGAAGAAGAAACAGGGUUCAUAAUUCAAUUCAGAAUACACCAUUAGAAAACCCUUUCUUCCUUUCUCUCUGUUUUCUAGACAGACAUCUCUGCAAAUUUUGUAUAGAAAAUAUAUAUUUUUUACUUUUUUUCAUUUUCUUAGAUUAUUAUCAAGAAAGAUGGGAACAGAGAUUUUAAGACCUCAAGAUUGUUUGAUGAGAGUACCAUCAUCCACAGCAUCAAUUGUCAUACCUCGUAGUAGAAAACCAUCGUCUAAUUCUUAUUAUUAUUCUUCAAAUCCUAACCCAAAGUUUUACAGGAAAACAGAACAGAGGAAACAACCCCAACAACAACACCACAGAUAUUUUUCUCAAUCUGAAACAUCUGUGGUUAAAAAUGGGGUUCGAUCAUCAUCAUCAUCGCCAAAACUAACUCCAUCAACAUCACCUGCAACAACAACAGGAAAAUCUGUUGUUAAAAAUGAAUUAACAGCCUCUGUGACUAUAUUGAAAAGAGGUGAAUCUUUAGAUAAUAUUAACAGUAAGAAAAAAACAGAGAAAUUGAAAAUCAAAAGGUCAGUUUCUGGAGAUUUGAGCAGUGGGUUUUCUUCAUCUUCUUCUUCAUCAUCAGGAUCAGAAUCUUCAUCAGAUUCAGAAAGAGGGGUAGUUAGAUCAGAAGUUUAUGCUGGUAAUGCUUUUUAUUUAUCUCCUGCACCUAGUUCAUUACCAUUACCAACUUUUUUUUCAAUUAAGAAGGAAGGUGGUUGUGGUGCUUCAGCAAUUAUUGAUGAUUCAGCCACUAAGGAUUUGAGACGUCUUCUUCGUCUUGAUUAAAAUCAUCAAAAAAAUGAACUAAAAUUCUAUGAUUAGAUGAUCUAGAUCAUGGUCAAACAUUUAAUCUGGUUUUUUCUUUUGAAUUUAAUGUGUCUGAAUUUUCCAUGAUUUUUUUAAGUGGAAAAUAAAAGAUGCAAGAUUCAAAGAAAAUUUAUCUUUUAUGUUUAUAAUCUGCUAAGUAAAUUUGGAGGAACAACAUCUGGGAUUUUCAUAGAAAUUUCAUCAAGGAAAAUUUUGAGAAAGAAAGGAUGAAUUUUUCUUAGUUACUGACGAUGUUGAAGAUGGAAGAAAGAUGAUGGAAAAUAUGUAAUUGAUGGAGUAAUUAUUAAAUGGAAUUAAGGGGCUUAAAUUCUGUAAUUCUGCUCUGUUAUCUUAUUAUUAUUAUAGGGUUUACUUAUGGUACUGUAAUUUUGUUUCUUCCCUAAAGUGUUAAGGGGUUAAAGUUUAAGAUCAGAAAGAAAUCAGGGAAGAUGAAGGGGAUGAUGAUGAUGGUCUUGUAUCUCUGUUUUUUUGCCCUACACAUGUAUUAUUAUUAAGUGGUAAUUAGUUGAUAAUAAAAUCUUAUUUAUAUUA
Molecule: messenger RNA, 1455 nt
Organism: Papaver somniferum (opium poppy)
Lineage: Eukaryota; Viridiplantae; Streptophyta; Magnoliopsida; Ranunculales; Papaveraceae
Exons: 1
Coding region: 229-882 (217 amino acids)
Source: RefSeq, a predicted model, not a curated record